AUGAAUCAAAAUUUUUUUUCCACCACUGCUUUAAAUUUUGGAUUGGAAGUGCUUGAUCAGAUUGACGUUUCGAAGUCUCUUGUAUUCUCUCCGAUUCUGCUAAUGUUAACAACCAUGAUGAAGGAUGGUGAAAAAUGCUCAAAAGAGUUGCAAAGCUCUGUAAAAGGACUCAGCUUUGAGCAACAUUCCAAUGAAGCAAACGCAAUCUUCAAAGCCGUCUGGAGAUACAGGCACCUGAGCAAAGGCCAGAUCAAUUUUCAAAUAGAAAAUGGAGGAAGCAAACUGUUCAGCUUAGUUUCAGCAAAUGAGACUUUGGCAGAAGACCUGGCUGGUAAAAAUAUCGGAUUUAAAUUCAAUGAAGAUUCUGAUUUUAAGAUGCUUGUCGUACCACUGAAAUAAAAAACAAUUCAACCUUAGCAAUUUUUAUGCCAAGAAGAGCAGCUACUGACUUGAAAAAUCUGACUGUUCGAAAUAUUCAAAAUCUGCGCAGCAACCCAAGAACAAGUUAUAUCUACUUCCGACUUCCAUACUUGCAUACACAUUCCAAAAUCGAUGUGGCUACAAGACUGAAAUUUAAACCAGUUCGCUCGAAACUUCACAAUUUCAGGUUUAAGUUACAAAGACCUGCGGAGAAUGAUUAUGAAUCAUCAAAAGAAUACCACGAACCGUUUUUGAAAAGACCUCCCGAUAGAAUUCCAUAUUUGUUCAAUGCUUCCAGUACUUUUUUGUAUAUUGUUUUUCAAAAUGAUCUUCCAAUUGUUAUGGGUGUCUUUACUGGUGAAUAA
Messenger RNA from Caenorhabditis elegans, 785 nucleotides. Lineage: Eukaryota; Metazoa; Nematoda; Chromadorea; Rhabditida; Rhabditidae. The record is from the annotation of a RefSeq genome assembly.